Molecule: messenger RNA, 1586 nt
Organism: Hevea brasiliensis (rubber tree)
Lineage: Eukaryota; Viridiplantae; Streptophyta; Magnoliopsida; Malpighiales; Euphorbiaceae
Product: aluminum-activated malate transporter 2-like
Exons: 6
Coding region: 37-1479 (480 amino acids)
Biological process (GO): malate transport
Cellular component (GO): plant-type vacuole membrane
Source: RefSeq, a predicted model, not a curated record
UGCUGUCUCUCGCUUUCUCUGUCUCCUUCUUAGUUCAUGCAAAUUGCCUAUCCUUAUUUAGCCAUGGAAGUUGGUUCUGCAUUUGCUAGUGGAUGGACGUGGUUCAAGACAAAGGUUACUGAUUUUGGCAGAUGCUGGAAGAAGCUUGGGAAAGAUGAUCCAAGAAGAGUGAUCCAUUCUCUUAAAGUUGGAGUUGCAAUUGCAUUGGUAUCAAUUUUCUAUUACUAUCAGCCGCUUUACGAAAAUUUUGGUGUCUCUGCAAUGUGGGCUGUGAUGACUGUAGUUGUUGUGUUCGAAUUCUCUGUUGGGGCGACUCUUGGGAAAGGAUUGAAUAGGGGAGUGGCAACACUGGUGGCUGGUGCUCUAGGUGUUGGAGCUCAUCACCUGGCAAAACUAUCUGGAAGUGUUGGAGAGCCAACACUACUUGGGUUCUUUGUCUUUCUACAAGCUGCGAUAACAACAUUUAUGCGGUUCUUCCCAAAAAUCAAGGCAAGAUAUGACUAUGGGUUGUUAAUAUUCAUCUUGACAUUCUCAUUGGUCUCAGUAUCUGGUUUUCGGGAGGAUGAAAUAUUAGAGCUGGCUCACAGGAGACUAACAACCAUCAUAAUAGGUGCCUCUGCUUGUGUGAUCAUUUCCAUUCUGUUUUUCCCUGUGUGGGCUGGUGAAGAUCUUCACAACCUUAUUGCCCUCAACAUGGAAAAGUUAGGCAACUUUUCACAAGGAUUUGCAGAUGAGUACUUCAGAGCAUCAGAGGAAGAUGAAGCAUCUUCUAGCAAAGAUGAAAAAUCAUUUCUGGAAGACUACAAAAGCGUUCUCAAUUCAAAAAAUGCUGAAGAAUCCUUGGCUAAUUUUGCUAGAUGGGAACCAGGCCAUGGGCAAUUCCGGUUUCGUCAUCCUUGGAAACAAUACCUGAAAGUUGGAACUUUAACCCGCCAAUGUGCAUACCGAAUUGAAGCACUGUACGGCUACCUAAAUGCUGACGUUAAGGCAUCAUUGGAAGUCAGAAGCAAAAUCCAAGAGGUAUGCACAAAAAUCAGCACGGAAUCUGGGAAAGCCCUAAAAGAAUUGUCAAUUGCAGUAAAAAAUAUGAGACAAUCAUCUUCAAGUGAUAUCCACAUAGAAAAUGCAAAAACUGCUGCCAAAAACCUUAACUCUUUACUCAAAUCAGACCCAUGGGAGGACAAUGUUGACCUUCUACAAGUGAUUCCAGUGGUCACAGUAGCUUCACUGCUGAUUGAUCUGGUUAAUUGCAUAGAAGAACUUGCUGAUUCAAUAUAUGAACUUGCUUCUAAUGCACAUUUUAAGAAACUAGACCCUACUGUAUCACCAGAAAAACCAUCUGCAACCGUAAAAUCACCUCCCAAGGACGAUUGGCACCACGUUGUGAUCAAUAUUGAUGAGGCACCAACUCCAGCAAUCCGGGAAGAGGAGAAUUCUUCAGCACCAAAUACUAGCAUAGUUAAAUAUAUUCAAGUGUAAAUAUAAAUGGGUUACUAACGUGUAAACAUUAUAUGAUAUCCAAGCUGAGUUAUUAUGAAAGCUGGGUAUCAUCAUCAUGAAUCUGAACCUUAUCAUAUUAUACCUCA